AAAGGCCGGAUAUCAAGACCAAGAAGGUUAUGAGAAUUUCAAAGAGUUAUUGGAGGCGCCAAAGACAGAUUCUGAGGAACUUUUGGCGGAUAGAUUCCCCGUCCCUCGUUAUAUUGUUUGUGAUCAACAUGGAUCUCAAGCUCGUUUCCUGCUUUCAAAACUUAAUCCUUCUACCACGCACGUCUCUGGAAGCUUGUAUGGUGCACCACAAGGUCAAGCUAUUUUCACCGAUGACGUUAGUUUGCAAGUAUUCAUGGAACAUUUGAAGAA
Messenger RNA from Acaulospora colombiana, 270 nucleotides. The record is from the annotation of a GenBank genome assembly. Lineage: Eukaryota; Fungi; Glomeromycota; Glomeromycetes; Diversisporales; Acaulosporaceae.